Molecule: messenger RNA, 1581 nt
Organism: Trypanosoma cruzi
Lineage: Eukaryota; Euglenozoa; Kinetoplastea; Trypanosomatida; Trypanosomatidae
Exons: 1
Coding region: 1-1581 (526 amino acids)
Molecular function (GO): protein binding
Source: RefSeq, a predicted model, not a curated record
AUGUCUGUGAUACGGCUUCCGAAGAACGAGCUUGAUGCUCAAAUUUACCGCUACCUUCAGGAGGCGAACUACGCAGACGCAGCAGAGGCUUUGAAGUUGGCCAAUUCAGCCGUCGUUUCGGCAGCUCGAAGGCUUAAGUUUUCGGCACUCAUUGCCGCCAAAAAUCAUAUUAAUGAGGAUUCCGACAGCGACGACGAGCCGGUGCGCAAGCCCAGCAAGCCAUCACCCAAGGCUGCUCCCAAAAAGGCCAUUGCCGACUCUGACAGCGACGACGAGCCGGUGCGCAAGCCCAGCAAGCCAUCACCCAAGGCUGCUCCCAAAAAGGCCAUUGCCGACUCUGACAGCGACGACGAGCCGGUGCGCAAGCCCAGCAAGCCAUCACCCAAGGCUGCUCCCAAAAAGGCCAUUGCCGACUCUGACAGCGACGACGAGCCGGUGCGCAAGCCCAGCAAGCCAUCACCCAAGGCUGCUCCCAAAAAGGCCAUGGCCGACUCCGACAGCGACGACGAGCCGGUGCGCAAGCCUAGCAAGCCAUCACCCAAGGCUGCUCCCAAAAAGGCCAUGGCCGAUUCCGACAGCGACGACGAGCCGGUGCGCAAGCCUAGCAAGCCAUCACCCAAGGCUGCUCCCAAAAAGGCCAUUGCCGACUCUGACAGCGACGACGAGCCGGUGCGCAAGCCCAGCAAGCCAUCACCCAAGGCUGCUCCCAAAAAGGCCAUGGCCGACUCCGACAGCGACGACGAGCCGGUGCGCAAGCCUAGCAAGCCAUCACCCAAGGCUGCUCCCAAAAAGGCCAUUGCCGACUCCGACAGCGACGACGAGUCGGUGCAUGCUUCUAAACGCGCUAGUCGUGGUGAAGAAGAGGAGGAUGAACCUGUGAAGAAGGUGAGUCGUGUCGAAAAUAGGGAGGAAAAUGGAUACAAUGGUUUUGGUAACCGUGGUGGCCGUGGUUUCGGUGAUCGUGGUGGCCGUGGCUUUGGUGAUCGUGGUGGCCGUGGUUUCGGUGAUCGUGGUGACCGUGGCUUCGGUGAUCGUGGUGACCGUGGUUUCGGUGAUCGUGGUGGCCGUGGUUUCGGUGAUCGUGGUGGCCGUGGUUUCGGUGAUCGUGGUGAUCGUGGUGACCGUGGCUUUGGUAACCGUGGUGGCCGUGGCUUUGGUGAUCGUGGUGACCGUGGCUUCGGUGAUCGUGGUGACCGUGGUUUCGGUGAUCGUGGUGGCCGUGGUUUCGGUGAUCGUGGUGAUCGUGGUGACCGUGGUUUCGGCGAUCGUGGUGGCCGUGGUUUCGGUGAUCGUGGUGAUCGUGGUGGCCGUGGUUUCGGUGAUCGUGGUGAUCGUGGUGGCCGUGGUUUCGGCGAUCGUGGUGGCCGUGGUUUCGGUGAUCGUGGUGGCCGUGGCUUCGGUGAUCGUGGUGGCCGUGGUUUCGGUGAUCGUGGUGACCGUGGUUUCGGUGAUCGUGGUGGCCGUGGUUUCGGUGAUCGUGGUGGCCGUGGUUUCGGCGAUCGUGGUGGCCGUGGCUUUGGGCGUUUUACUCCAAAUCUUGAUAACAAUCGUGAAAGCACUAAGUUUGAAGACAGCGAAUAG